Molecule: messenger RNA, 2254 nt
Organism: Odocoileus virginianus texanus
Lineage: Eukaryota; Metazoa; Chordata; Mammalia; Artiodactyla; Cervidae
Product: olfactory receptor 1A1-like
Biological process (GO): G protein-coupled receptor signaling pathway
Cellular component (GO): plasma membrane
Molecular function (GO): olfactory receptor activity; G protein-coupled receptor activity
Source: RefSeq, a predicted model, not a curated record
UGACUGAAUGACUAACAACAGAAGCAUAAGACAAUAUAAUAUUGAUAUUUUAAUAUUGCCUAAAUCUUUUAGUAUAUCUAGAGUUUCUCUUGAAUUUUCCUUGAAAACAACUCUGAAUUCUAUCUACUUUGUUCUUUCUAUCCAUUUCUACUAAGUAGUAGUUGAAAGUCACCAUGAAAUUGGAUGAGUCACCAAAGGAGAUAAUAAUAAUAAUAAAAAGAUAAGUAAGGUCAAAGAGAAAAACAUUAUGAUCACAUAUAUUUAAGAGUUUGGAAUAUAGAAGAAACAUAUCAAAUGUGAAUGCUUACCUUAAAAAUGAGAUGCCCAAGAAGUAAAUUCACUGAUCUCACUUUGCUAUGACCUAACCCAGAUGGUCUUUAUGAUCUGCAAUUUUCUGAUGCCAAUGUAGGCAGUUGUGAUGUUCUGGACUCUGGGGCUCAUUCUCAGUUUAGUCAGUGGAACACUUUCCAAUCGUUUAGGGUUCUUCUUGUACUAGCCAUUCUUUGCACUGGAAUGCUUUCUCAAAGACUCCAAAAUAUUGUCCUUUGCUUUUCACAUGUGAUAAGAUUAGCGUACGAUUCUGGCUUCUCCAUUAAGUUCUAAGGUCCUUGAAGCAAUCUUUGCCAUAUAUGAAUAAAAAUGGGUAAGUUGCGCUUUUCCCAUAUUUAUGCUUUUGCCUCAAGAACUAACAAAGCUUCUAGCACAUCAAAUAUGAGCUUAAUUGCCUGUUAAAUAGUUAAACCCUAGGUGUUUGGGUAUGGUGCUGGGACUGGAGAGGAUGGGCACUUCAUAAAUGACUUACUUCUUAGAAUGAGUGUCAAGGGCUCAUUGUCAGCUACCCCCACGGAUCAACAGGGAUGUUUUACCUGCAAUGUACUGCCUAUCUCUGGAUUUGGUAAACCCAGGUAUUGACACAACAACUACAAGAGUCAAAAGUAGUGGCUUAAAAAGAACAUUAUACACAGCAUUUCACUAUUAAUUCUGGAUUCCUCUCCCCUUUCCUGCUGAAGGAUCCAUGAGAGAAGACAACCAAUCCUCUACCUUCAAUUUCAUCCUCCUGGGAGUUAGCAGUCAGCAGGAAGAAGAAGAUGUCUUCUUCAUCCUCUUUCUGUUCAUUUAUCCCAUCACAUUGAUUGGAAACCUGCUCAUCAUCUUGGCCAUUCGCUUUGAUGCUCGCCUCCACAACCCCAUGUACUUUCUCCUUGCCAACCUCUCCUUCGUUGACAUUUUCUUCUCCUCUGUAACCAUCCCUAAGGUGCUGGCCAACCACCUCCUGGGCAACAAAGCCAUCUCCUUUGGAGGAUGCCUAACACAGAUGUGUUUCAUGUUAGCUCUGGGUAACACAGAUAGUUACAUCCUGGCUGCUAUGGCCUAUGAUCGAGCUGUGGCCAUCACCCGUCCACUUCAUUACACAACAAUUAUGAGCCCACGGACCUGUGUCCUGCUAGUCACUGGGUCUUGGGUGGUUGGAAAUGCCAAUGCCUUCCCGCACACUCUGCUCACAGCUAGCCUGUCCUUCUGUGGAAACCAGGAAGUGGCCAACUUCUACUGUGACAUUGCCUCUUUGCUCAAGUUGUCCUGUUCUGACAUCCACUUUAAUGUGAAGAUGAUGUACCUGGGGGCUGCUGUUUUCUCUGUGCCAUUACUAUGCAUCAUCAUCUCCUAUGUUCGGGUCUUUUCCACAGUCUUACGUGUUCCCUCUACUAAAGGUGUGCUCAAAGCCUUCUCCACCUGUGGUUCCCACCUCACAGUUGUUUCUCUGUAUUAUGGGACAGUCAUGGGCAUGUAUUUCCGCCCUCUGACUAGUUACAGCCUAAAGGACGCUGUGAUAACUGUGAUGUACAUUGCAGUGACCCCAAUGUUAAACCCUUUCAUCUAUAGUCUGAGGAAUCAGGACAUGAAGGCUGCCCUGGGGAAACUAUUCAGCAGGAGAAUCUUCUCAUAACCAAUGUGAGAUAAUGUUAGAGACUGCACCAAACCAAUUAAAAUAUACUUGAAAAGUCAGCCUUAAUAUUCUCCCCCUUCAAGUCACCUUAUUCUAUACAGACAUUAAAUUUCUUUUCUCAGAAAUCUGGUAACAGUUUGAUGAGACAUGCUAUUAUCCAUUUAUACAUGUAAUUGCUCCUUUUGGCAGAGUGGCAGGAAAGUUAUUAGAUCCUGUUCCAAGGAGGCUACUGACUAGCAGAGUAAAGUUGAGAAUGUCUGUUGUUGUUGUUUUAUUUAUUUUUUUUUCCAUUUAUUUUUAUUAGUUGGA